GCUUCUCCAAGGAAGAACGAUUAGCUGGAGAACAUGAUUGAUGCAGCGAAUGGCCUCUAUCACUCAAGUCGUUUACCCGGUAACCAUUUGCCAGUGACGAAUUCGAUUUCAUUUUAUGGUGAAGAAAUCGGCAGCGGCGCACUUUUCUGUCAAGUUCGAAGAUCUUUUUCGUGCAUGCGGACUGUCUUCUCAACUAUUCGAUGAAUCAUCGUGCCGUCGUGCCUUUUCUGUUGUUUCUAUUUCUUCUUGCAUUUGUCUCAGCAGCGCUUCUCGACGCAUUACGCUAUGCCCAUUGUGAGUCGCCGUCCUCGUUCUCACAACUAUAUUUCCCUCUUUUCCUCGUUAACAACGUAUUUGUUACGCUAGCCGCACUUGUAUUCUGGAUUCUUUCCGAAAGAAAAGCGCCGAUGACUGUAAAUCGUCGUUUAGCAACGAGCUGGAUCACGGACAGUAGUGUCAACAGUCAUCGUUCGGAAACUAGGAAGGAGGCCGCUCAUUCGUUCUACGACAACGUCCUCCCGUGGGAAUAUGUUAAAAAUCUAAAAGCAGAAUAUGUAUGAUUCAAGAUGAUUCUAUUGAACUAAUGUACCUAAUGUACUUUACUAUUUCUUUCUCCAAUGAAGUAUCCGAGAAUAUUUAUCGUAACUCAAGCUAUCCCUAAAAACUGCAUUCCUUCAUAGAACAAUCGAGAAAAUGCAUGCUCCUUGCUUGUUACCAAUAUUUUCUUCAAAUCUAGCC
Molecule: messenger RNA, 738 nt
Organism: Cylicocyclus nassatus
Lineage: Eukaryota; Metazoa; Nematoda; Chromadorea; Rhabditida; Strongylidae
Source: the annotation of a GenBank genome assembly